UGCUUUUCAACAGCCCUUCUCACAGGAAGUGUGAAUGCCCUAACAUCUAGCACGGUUGCAUUGCUGUAAAAUUCCACUGCAGACGUCGGAUUGAACAUACAUUGGGUUUCACUGGUUCGCUGCACGGAUAGCGCUGCUGUAAUCAGUUUGGUAUUUUGUAGGCUUCCUUUACUGGACCUUAGUUUUAAUUGUCUAUCUGGACUCUUGAAGAGGACGUUGUUCCAACAGUUAGACGAUAACAGAUAACAGGAUUCUUGGUGAAUAGGGCUUUAAACGUUUUUACUUUAAUAGAUCAGGUCAAAUCUAUGUGAGAUUAGCCUACAUCACAUUUAUUUGUCACCACUAAAGUUUUGAUAUUGAAAAGGACGUCUGGUUGCUCUGGUCUAGCUGUUUUUUUUUUUUUAAAUCUGAAUUCUGCAACAAAGAAAGUAACUGUAGUGUGGGCUAGCUACAGAUGUACUGUCAUGUUUUUAUUUGAAGAAAGAAUAGCUUCCACGAUGGAUCGGGACAGAGCUCGUCCGUCCCCCUCCACUCUGCCGGAGUCCCUGGGUCACAACUCUCCUGGUAGCGCCUUACUGCUGGGUCUGAAGAGGGUGUCUGUGAGGCUGGUCGACUGCAGGAAAACACCAGGGCAGAGUGGAGCUGUGAGAGAAGGACAUGAGGAGGGAGAUUUGAUUUCAUCACGUGACACCCCUAACUGUCGUUCUCUCAGUGGGAGGAGCUUAUCAUCUGGGGAGCCUCAACAACAUGUUACUGACGUGACAGAGAAGAGUCUCUCCAGAUCAGAACACCUCAAGAAACACCAGCAGAGAUGUAGAGGGAAGAAACCUCACCACUACUGCUCUGACUGUGGGAAGAGUUUCACUCGCAGGAGUGGCUUCAUUAUGCACCAGCGGAUUCACACCCGAGAGAAACCGUACUGCUGCUCUCAGUGUGGGAAGAGUUUCACCUGUGCAGGAAGUCUUAAAGUACACCAAAGAAUCCAUAAUGGAGAGAAGCCUUACAGCUGCCCAGAAUAUGGGAAGUGUUUUACUGCUUCUAACGCCUUCAAAUAUCAUCUGCGAAUUCAUACAGGGGAGCGGCCUUACCCCUGCCUUGAUUGUGGAAAGAGCUUCAACCAGUCAUGCAACCUGACGACACACAAGCUAACACACACUGGAGUGAAGCCUUAUAGCUGUGAUCAGUGUGGGAAGAGCUUCAAUCAGGCAGUCCACCUGACCACACACAAGCUAGCACACACUGGAGUGAAGCCUUACAGCUGUGAUCAGUGUGGAAAGCGCUUUGCUGUAGCUUCCACCCUGAAUAGACACCAGGUAACACACACAGGAGUUAAGCCUUAUAGCUGUGAUCACUGUGGGAAGAGCUUCUCUGUAGUUUCCUCCCUGAUUAGACACCAGGCAACACACACUGGAGAGAGAACUUUUGUCUGUCUAUGUGGGAAGAGCUUUGCUCUAGCUUCCACCCUGACUACACAUCAGCGAACACACACUGGAGAGAAACCUUAUAGCUGUGAUCAGUGUGGAAAGAGCUUUGCUGUAUCAGAAAAACUAACUAUACACCAGCGUGUACACACAGGAGAAAAGCCUUAUAGCUGUGAUCAGUGUGGGAAGAGCUUCAGGCAAUCAGUACACCUGAAUACACACCAGCGAACACACACAGGAGAGAAUCCUUAUAGCUGUGAUCAGUGUGGGAAGUGCUUCAGUCAAUCAGUACACCUGAAUUCACACCAGCGAACACACACAGGAGAGAAACCUUACAGCUGUGAGCAUUGUGGAAAGAGUUUCAGUCAAUCAGGGAGCCUAAAUUCACACCAGCGAACACACACCGGAGAGAAACCCUAUGUCUGUUUUUGUGGGAAGAGCUUUGCUCAUUUAGGGCCAAUGAAAAAACACCAGAAAGCAAAAAUGUGCCGUAUUUCAUCUUCCGGUCCGACACCGGUUCCAGAUCCCUAAAUAAAGGAUCAGUAGAAAACAUAUAUUGAACAGUCAUAUCCAUCUCUUUCUUGCUCUGCUUUCUUAACACUAUGAACAAGGCAGGUCCUACAGGCCCUAGUUUUGUCGCACCUUGACUACUGUUCAGUCGUGUGGUGAGAUGCCACUAAAAAGGACUUGGGAAAAUUGCAUUUGGCUCAGAACAGGGCAGCACGGCUGACCCUUAGAUGUACACAGAGAGAUCAUGUUAAUAAUAUGCAUAUCAAUCUCUCCUGGCUCAAAGUGGAGGAGAGAUUGACUUCCUCACUACUUGUAUUUAUGAGAGGUAUUAACAUGUUAAAUGCACUGAGCUGUCUGUUUGAACUACUGGCACACAGCUCGGACACCCAUGCAUACCCUACAAGACAUGCCACAGGAGGUCUCUUCACAGUCCGCAAGUCCAGAACAGACUAUGGGAAGCGCACAGUACUACAUAGAGCCAUGACUACAUAGAACUCUAUUCCACAUCAAAUAACUGAUGCAGUAAAAUUAGAUUUAAAAAGCAGAUUUAAGCAACACAAACACAGACACAUGCAUACAUGCACACACGAUAACAUACACAUGGAUUUGGUACUGUAGAUAUGAGGCAGUGGUGGAGUAGGGGCCUGAUGGCACACAGUACCAUAAUAUUGGCCUUUUUGAAUUUGUGUGUCUCGCACUCCAGGACUAUCCUACUCUGCCUGGUUGGCCUCUGUAGUUAGCGUCUGCAAGAGCAGAAAGAGUCUCUUAACAACAAGGAACUUUGGUCCCAAAUGAGAACCCAGCCGAGAAGAGAUCAACAUCCGACGAGCUUCUCCUUCACGUCUCUAUGGAUUAAAAUGACUAUUUUUUUAUUGUAAUUAUUUUUUUUAUUGUAUAAACUGCCUUAAUCUCAAUUGUCUCGAGGCUUAAAAAUCCCUUUUUAACCUGUCUCCUCCCCUUCAUCUACAUUGAUUUGAAGUGGCUUUAACAAGUGACAUCAAUAAGUGAUCACAUCUUUCACUUGGAUUCACCUGUUCAGUCUAUGUCAUGGAAAGAGCAGGGGAUCAUAAUGUUUUUUCCACUCAGUGUAUGUCCAUUAAUAUGUUAUUAAUAUAUAAAGUCAUAAAAAUGUUAAUUCCUCACUACAUGCAAAUAUGAACUGGCCAGCUAAAUUUUUUGGGAUGUCAGCAAAUCACAAUAUCCAGAAUUCAUAGCGAUUUCAGGACUUGGAGUACCGCCCUGUGAAGGUGUAUCCAGUUAAUGUGAGAAAAAUGUCUGUUUGUGGCCAUCACUUUCAACUAGAGGAUUUUGAAACAGAACUGAAUUCUCAACUCUUGGGGUUGCCAUGUCGUUGAACGUUGAAAAGUGAUUCUAUUCUAUCAAAUUAUUUUUUUCCUCUCUUUCAUCUCAAAGAUGAAGGCAUGCAGUCAGCUAACAUCAGCACAGCAGAAAAGAGGACAAUCUGAGGUAGCUAACGAACUACAUUUGUAUAUCUAAACCAAAAUCUAGCUAGCUUUCCUGAUACGCUGGCUAGACAUUCCAAAGCAUAUCAAUGUAAUUAGCCAUCUGUUAUCUCGCUUUGUGAUUUGUUAGUUUUUGAGCUCGUUAGGUAUUAGUAAGGAGGAGAUUAUCUGGGUGACUAACUGGUGUCUGUUGGGGGUGUGUAUCAGUGGAGGCUUCUCCGGAGGAAGGGGAGGACCAUCCUCAGUGAUUUUUCAGAAACAUUUAAAUUGUAAAACAUUGAAGUUAUCCUUUUUAAAUGAAACUAUACUAAAUAUAAUCACGUUACAAUGUAAUUGAUUAAAACAUCUCCGCAUGUGUAUUUCCCACUGUGACGCAUGGAGGAGGAGGUGUUAUGGUGUGGGGGUGCUGUGCUGGUGACACUGAUUUAUUUAGAAUUCAAGGCACACUUAACCAGCAUAGCUUGCAGUCAGUGUAACAGUAUAACUUAAACCGUCCCCUCGCCCAUAACCGGGCGCGAACCAGGGACCCUCUGCACACAUCAACAACAGUCACCCACGAAACAUCGUUACCCAUUGCUCUUGCAGAGCAAGGGGAACUACUACUUCAAGGUCUCAGAGUAAGUGACGUCACUGAUUGAAACGCUAUUUAGCACGAA
This is a messenger RNA of Oncorhynchus masou masou (cherry salmon), 4050 nucleotides long. Its product is annotated as zinc finger protein 883-like. The transcript has 3 exons. Gene Ontology annotation, molecular function: RNA polymerase II cis-regulatory region sequence-specific DNA binding; DNA-binding transcription factor activity. The record is from RefSeq and is a predicted model, not a curated record. Gene Ontology annotation, biological process: regulation of transcription by RNA polymerase II. The coding region runs from base 465 to 1952 and encodes 495 amino acids. NCBI's taxonomy places the organism in Eukaryota, Metazoa, Chordata, Actinopteri, Salmoniformes, Salmonidae.